AUGGAAGAUAACCCGGAGGAUCAGCUGAGUUCUUAUACAGUUGAGAUAACGCAAGAUAUUCUAAACAAUCCGAGUGAACACGAGUCUGACAAAUAUCAUACUCACACAUCCGGAGCUGUUCAACUAGAACCACAAAGCCAAGGACACUUAGAAAAAUGGAUCCUAGCCUUUAAGUUCCGAUAUUGGAUUGAUUUUGGCAAUCAAGAAGAAUACAAAGUCGAUUGGCAAAGGAACCUGAACGACGACAGUGAUCUGGUUGAGAUUAUAAUCAAUCUCGCUAAUAGUAAUUGCGAAGACGACAAACAAAGUAAGUCACUAUUCUCAAUCAUAAUUUGCCUAAUCACUAAGAAAAUAGUUAUCCAAGGAGACUAUGUCGAUCUAUGGAAAAGAAAUGAAUUAGACAAAUUGAAAACUUUAGUAUCCAAACUAUGUUCCAUAAACAAUAUGAACCAACAGCUGAUUAGUCAGAUAUAGGACAAGGUAUUUUAUAUUAAUAUUAAUCUCGAAGGAGUUUCCUUAGACAUCUACACAAAUUCGGAAAACAAAAGUGAAAUGAAGGACAAAAUCGCACCUAAACAAACUCCGACAACAAAAUCAUCACAUAAAACACAAGAAAAGCCACGAAAAUCCCACCACACUUCAUCCAGGAUUUCCUCACCAUUAAUUAACAACAAGAAGCGACGCCAUAACAAACUCAAAUCCAGAACCACACCAAGUGAAGAAAACCACGAUAAAAUCGAUAUUCCACGUAUUCUUGAAUAUUUUAAAACAUACAAUAACCGAUUGGAAAAUUUAGAGAACAUCAUUUCAAAAAAAAAAUUCCCAACUUUUUAAUAUACUUGGGUUUUAAAAUCAUUUUGCACCUCCCCCACUCCCCCCAUUCAAUGUUGCUCUCCCACAUUUCUAGUACACGUAUAAUUUUGUUGUACAGUACCGUCAGAUCAUAAAUAUACACGAAACAGCAACAUUUUUUUAGAGAAAGAUAGUUGUGAAGAGUUUGUAUGGUGGAAGUUAGAUAAAUCCUUUUUAAAAUGUCCCAUGAUGUCUACAUAUGUUCAGUUUAUGUACCUCCACAAAACUCCUCCCGAGAAUUAAGAAUUAAGAAUUAAUAUUGACCAUUUCGAAUGUCUUCAAGAAAAGAUUUAUAAAUUUGGAACACUAGGUUAAAUCCUUUUAUGUGGAGAUUUUAACACAAGAACGGGGACACUUAAUGAUUUUAUUGACAACAAAUUUCCUGAAAACGAUUUUCAAAUUCCAAUUGCAAUCGAAAAACAAUGCUCAAAAGAUUCACACACUAAUAAUUAUGGAAGAUCAUUAUUACAUUUAUGUGUUGGCAACAACCUGAUUAUCCUAAAUGGGAGAACUAAAGGAGACUUCACUGGUCAGUACACUUGCCACACGUACAAUGGAGCAAGUGUAGUUGACUAUGGUAUUGCUUCUUAUGACCUCUUAAAAUCAAUUAUUAACUUUUCUGUUGACAAUGUUAAUGAAUUUUCCCACCAUUCUUGUUUAUCCUUUGUGUUGAGUGCAAAAACCCCCAAUUUUUCAGAAGAUGAUAUAAACAUAAUGCCUCACCCUGAAUCGUUUUCAUGGAAUGAGAACCUAAAAGACAACCUGGGGAUUGUUUUAGAUUCCAAGGAAGUUCAGAUUAAACUAGAACAGUUGUUUUUUCAAACAUCCUCAGGAACUCUUUGUGAUAUCAACUCCAUUGUGAAUGAAUGUACGGAAAUACUGAGUGCCUCACGUAGUAAAGUGUUAAAAAUGAAGGGACGUAGAAAAGUUAAUAAGAAAAACAUUCCAAAACAAAGACAAAAAUGGUUCAGUCAGAACUGUCAUACACUCAAAAAGAAUCUUCGAAACCUAGGUAAAUUGAUUACUAAAUAUCCAAAUAAUGCAUAUCUAAAACAUACAUUUUUCUCAAAAAAAUAUAUAUAUAUAUAAAUGUUUAUUAAGGAAACUGAAAAGACAGUUCCAUAAUACCAUGUUAGAAAAAAAUAAGCUUUAGCCGACAAUAACCCCAAUGAGUAUUGGAAGUUAGUAAAUUCUAUUAAGACUAGUCAGAAGUCUAAAGACCAUAAUGAAAUAUCAUCUUCUGAAUGGUUUGAAUAUUUCAAAAACCUCAAUAAGAAUGAGCAUCUUUGCUCAAAGGAGUCAAGUACUGAAGCCAAAAUUGUUAAAGAUUACAAUAAGUGGGCAGCACAAAAAAUUGAUGUUCUUGAUCGACCGAUUUCCACUGAAGAAUUAUACAAGAUUUCGAAAAAACUGAAAAAUAAAAAAGCAUGCGCCAAUGAUCCAUUAUCGAAUGAAAUCAUUAAAUUGUCAGUGGAAAUUUUACCAUCAUACUUUGUUAACUUAUUCAACCUUAUCCUUUCUCAGGGCGUAUUUCCUUCAGUUUGGUGUAAAGGGUUUAUAGUGCCAUUACAUAAAUCAGGUAAUACUGAUGACCCCAAUAACUUCAGAGGAAUUUGUACAAGCAGUUGUUUAGCAAAAUUGUUCACAUCAAUAAUGAAUACACGCCUUAAUGACUUUUUGGAAAAUAAAGAAAUUAUAAACAAGUGCCAAAUUGGAUUCAGGAAAGGUUACAGAACAGCAGAUCAUCUUUUGGUUUUGAAAACAUUAAUUGAUACAUAUAAAUUAUAA
This is a messenger RNA of Paramuricea clavata, 2640 nucleotides long. Lineage: Eukaryota; Metazoa; Cnidaria; Anthozoa; Malacalcyonacea; Plexauridae. The record is from the annotation of a GenBank genome assembly.